UGUAACUAACAAAUCUGAUUCAUAAUACGAAAAUGAACUCGGCUCUUACAAUUAGCACUCCGCCGGCGGCGCCGGCGGCCUCGCUCCGGAGCUCCUCCGCGGAGCGAGUACAAUGGCUGCCGCAACUAAUGUCUUCCCGCGGAACCUCCAGGAGAAUCUUCGCCAUUAAAGCCGAGAGUUCCAGCACUCCAAACCCGUACAAUUCUCCGAAGGAGACGGUUUCUCCUCUAAAAUCCGCCGCCUGUGCCGUCAUAUUCGCCGCCGCCGCAUUCGGAAGGUUCCAGACCUUUCCUGCCAGAGGGGAGGUCGCGACGCCUACCGAAACCCUAACCGAAGGUUCAUUUAGCGAGGAGGUUCAAAAAUCAGAAGAAACAGCUCCGCAAGUUUCACCUCUAACGCAGUUGCUGGAAUCCAAUCCCUCCGCCGUCGAAGCGCUGAAGAAUCUCCUCCAGGAGAAACUCGACGCCGGCGAGGACGAGGAGAGCUUAUCAAUCCUAAGGAAACUGUCCGCCGCCGAGCCGGACUGCACGGAAUGGAAAUUCCUAACCGCUAGGGUUUUGAACGAAUUGGGGAAAUUGGAGGAGGCGCGAAAUGAAUUCGAAGAAAUACUAUCAAAGCAUCCAUUCUCCUUCGAUGCUCUGUUCGAAACUGCACUUCUGAUGGAUCGCUCCGGCGAGAGCGCGGCGGUGAUCAGCCGGUUGGAGGCGGCGCUGAGAGCCGCAGAGAGUGAGGGUAAAUCGAAGGAGGCAAGAGAUGUGAAACUGAUAAUGGCACAAAUGCUGUUCCUCCAUAAGCAGAUAGACGAAGCUCUGAGUAGCUAUGAGAAGUUAAUUGAGGAAGAUCCGUCGGAUUUCCGGCCAUAUUUCUGCAAAGGAAUGAUCUAUAGCUUGAUGGAUAAGAACCAGGAGGCGAGGGCCAUGUUCGCCAAGUUUCGGGAGCUUUCGCCGAAGAAAUUCGAAGUCGAGGGUUCUUUAAUGACACCAUUGUCGAGGAUGAAGCUUUUUGGGACGGAGGAUGAGAAUUGAAUUGGUUUAGAUUGUUUUCGAGCAUUGGUAACUUAGCAUUCUAUGGAUAGAGCAUCGAGAAUAAGGUAACUCUCCGUUAUGGUUGAGUUGCGCAAAAGAUUAAUUUAUUUUCUUGAGUUAUGCUACUACAUAUCGAUGAAUAAAUAUUCAUUGCGGCCUUA
Molecule: messenger RNA, 1186 nt
Organism: Andrographis paniculata
Lineage: Eukaryota; Viridiplantae; Streptophyta; Magnoliopsida; Lamiales; Acanthaceae
Product: protein SLOW GREEN 1, chloroplastic
Exons: 1
Coding region: 33-1025 (330 amino acids)
Molecular function (GO): protein binding
Source: RefSeq, a predicted model, not a curated record